GAAAGGAAGAUCAGGGCAACUGUGAGAAUCACACCGAGGAAAUGGGAACGGAGAGUCGCGGCCCUAAUUAAGCCAUUUUAAAAUAUAAAUAUUCAUCGUAUUAACGUAAUUCGGGUGAAUGCUGUUGCUGUUUACAUUUAUUGACAGUGAUAACGUAGGUUAGUAAAAGAUCCAGGCCCGGGCCUCAGUCCGCGGUCUUGAGUUGAACAGCCAUCCGACAUCAGAGCGAGUGAGCCGGUGUGAUCAGCAGAGCCCGGCUGCACAUCAUGGGCGACAGCAGAGAUUCUCGUAGUCCAGACAGCUCAUCCGUUUCCUCACCACCAUCAGGUCAGCGUUCGCCCCCAUUGGCCCCUUCAGCCGCCGCCAUGACUUCCCUGCCACCCAUCACUUCGGCCGUGAACAGUCCCAUCAGCAGCAUGGGCUCACCCUUCUCCGUCAUCAGCUCCUCUCUGGGUUCUCCUUGCCUUCCUGGAACUCCCUCAGUAGGCUACGGCCCCAUCAGCAGCCCACAGAUGAACAUGUUUGCCAGAAACACAGAGAUCAACUCCACCGUGUCCAUGUCGGGACUGCAUGCAGUCAGCAGCUCUGAUGACGUCAAACCACCCUUCGGUUUGAAGCCGAUGUCCGCCCACAGCCCAGGGCCCAUGGUCUCUCAGAAACGCUUGUGUGCCAUCUGUGGGGACCGCUCCUCUGGCAAGCACUACGGCGUGUACAGCUGCGAGGGCUGCAAGGGCUUUUUCAAGCGCACUGUGAGGAAGGACUUGAGCUACACAUGCAGAGACAAUAAAGACUGUCUGGUGGACAAACGCCAGAGGAACCGCUGCCAGUACUGCCGCUACCAGAAGUGCCUGGCCAUGGGGAUGAAGAGAGAGGUGGUCCAAGAUGAACGACAACGAUCCGUUCAAGAGGAGCGUCAGAGGAACAAGGAGCGUGAAGGAGAGGUGGAGUCCACCAGCGCCGCGAACGAAGAGAUGCCUGUAGAGAAGAUUCUAGAAGCAGAGAUGGCCGUGGAGCAGAAGACCGAGCUGCAUGCGGAUGGCAGCUCAGGGGGAAGCUCUCCAAAUGACCCAGUCACAAAUAUCUGCCAGGCGGCUGAUAAACAGCUGUUCACUUUGGUGGAGUGGGCAAAACGGAUCCCUCACUUCAGUGAGCUGUCUCUGGAUGACCAGGUCAUCCUGCUGCGUGCUGGCUGGAAUGAGCUACUGAUCGCGUCUUUCUCUCAUCGCUCCAUCGCGGUGAAGGAUGGCAUUCUGCUGGCCACCGGCCUCCACGUGCACAGAAACAGUGCUCACAGCGCAGGGGUGGGAGCCAUCUUUGACAGGGAGAGUGCGCACAAUGCAGAGGUUGGGGCCAUAUUCGACAGGGUGCUGACGGAGCUGGUGAGCAAGAUGAGGGACAUGCAGAUGGAUAAAACCGAGUUGGGCUGCCUGAGAGCCAUCAUCCUCUUCAACCCAGAUGCAAAGGGCUUGUCAAGCCCAAGUGAAGUGGAGUUACUGAGAGAGAAGGUCUAUGCAUCGCUGGAGGCUUAUUGUAAACAGAGAUAUCCUGACCAGCAGGGCAGGUUUGCCAAGCUCCUCCUCCGGCUGCCAGCGCUGCGCUCUAUUGGCCUAAAGUGCCUUGAGCACCUGUUCUUCUUCAAGCUGAUUGGAGACACCCCAAUCGACACCUUCUUAAUGGAAAUGCUUGAAGCGCCACAUCAGCUGACCUAACCUGGACCAGUCUCGAUCCAGUUCAGUCCGGUUUGCACCAGGGUAUCGCACCCACCCUGGACUCUGGGGCUUUACGGUCUCACUUCCUGUUAACACCUUCCCCCACAAUUCUCUCCUACAUAUUCUUCCUGCCGCACCUUCAAACCAGUACAGCCCCGAAAAAAGACUCUAAGCUGUCUGAAAAAAAAAAAAAAAAACUUGUUUUCCAUGUAAUGUUUUACACAGUCUGAGCUGUCCAGAGAGAUUCCCUGGAGGAUCUAAAUCAAAAGCAUCGGUUUAAAGACUUCGGCUUCCAGUUUUAGAGAUCUCUGUGUGUCCUUUUGGUUUGUAUGUUACUUUGAAUGCACGAACUGUACUUUUUUUCAUUUGUCACUGCAGUUAGACAGCCCUUCGGCUGAAUUUACAGUGCAUGUGUGACCGGGGCGAGAAUCCGCCGAGCCCUUUGGUUGGUACAAAUCAAGUGGCGGCAGACCUGCCGGUUCGUUUUUGACUGUGGAAUACUGCUAACGUGCUAUCUUUGGGAUUUUUACCAUGAAAUCCUACUUUGUACUGUACUCAUGAAAUGAGUCUGAUUUAUAAACGGCAUUGGAAAUUCUCUGCCUGCUGCAUCUGGCCCUAUUAAAAAUGCAGGCUAGAGUUUUACAUUUGUGAAUAAAUGUAUGCAGGUUUUUGUUGGACAUGAGUUUUUGAUCAUGUUCCAAGGAGGGCCUAAAGGCACAGAUUAAAUCUCGCAGGAGAAUCCUGCUUUUUUUUUGGUGGCAAUAGGAGGGUCGACCUUGUUUUUCUUGAUUUGUGUUGUUUUUAAAUGAACAAAUAGAUUGGUUUUGGUUUUGGUACCUUCUAGAGGACCUUAUACCUUUGCCAUUCCAUAAUUCCCCCAAGUUCCUUUGAUCCAUAUCGUCACCAAUUCCUCUAAUGGGAACCAAAUCCACACCAUGCCCCCCAAAAGACAAAUAUUUAUAAAGUGUGUAUGUGUGCUGUGAAGUAUGUCCAACCACUCUUGUCCUUUCCACGUGAUCGGUGUAGCAGGCCUUUUUCUUUUGUGUUUAGGAAAUCAGCUUGUCUUUGGCCUUGUUUUGAUUUAACUGGUACUAACUUUGGCAUAGUAAAAAACAGAGGUGGUUCUGGUUUGUGUAAAGGCUGGAAUACACUACAUGAUUUUUACACCAGGCUUGUUCCCAAAAGUUGGAGCCAGUCAGCAGUUUUUGGACAUUCAGGAUUGACUGAUUUCACAGAAAACUGCAUUGUGUUUGAUGGGCACAGACUACAAUUUUUUGAGCUCGAGACUAUGAUUCCAUCCAGUCAGAGAAUAUCAAACAUGUAAGCCGAUUUUUUUAGAACGCAGUAGAAUCACCUUCUACAUUCCAUCCGUACAGGUUGCUUCCCUCAUAGCGACUGGCAAGAAUGUAUUAUCGAACACAUCUGUCUUAUUCAACAGAGACUAGGGUCAUGUAAGAAUUCUGCGUUCAAUCUGAAAGGUCGACGUGUCAAAACCAGCAUCCAUCACAAUCUCUAUGCAUUUAUGUGAGUGAUAUUGUAUAGUCUUGGAGAAAGACUGAACAUGCCAUCAGGGAAAGAAUUCAGGCCGUUAAACAAUCCAGCAAAUGCACCAGUAUUAAUGGUGGAUACCAUUUUCUGUACUUAAACCUGUAGGUUUUUGUGGCUCCAACCAAGGAAUUUUAGGCAGAGACUUGAGAUCAAAUACUGAAAGUAUUUGAAGUUUUUAUAACGAAGAAUAGCUAGAGAUUGCAAGUGGUCCCACCGGUUUUGGUGCUAAUUAUGACAACGGUUAGACCAAAAUAGACGCACAGCUGUAAUCAAGAUAUGCAAUUUCUCCAAUAAGCUUGAAUUUGAUAUGCAAACUUCUGCAUAGCGGUUUCAAUUAUAGUAUCAAGCUUGAUGCAGAUUAUUACUAUCUGAACUCUUGUACAAGUGUUUUAUACAUUCAUGAGGUGCUUAAUUUUUCAGUUUCAGAGUAUAAUCAUGAGCAUCAGUUGAGAUGGUUCACUAGGACUGAUGGACUUACUGUAAUCCAGAAUACAUUAGCCAUUGACAUGUGACUGAAUCCAGACUUCCAAUCACAGCUUUGGGUGUCCUAGCUUAACUUCCCCAUGUGUUUGUUUUGUUAAGGCCAGUGGUUGGAAGAAUCCUGUUUUUAAGUCUUUUUAAUGUGAUCAACAACUGACCUCUGGUCCUUAAAUUUGGCUUCCAAGUAGUUUAGAGUUUUCUGUAUUUUCUUGCAUGUUUCCAUUUAUCCAGGUAUUGAAGCUAAUGGGGUUGGUGUUGAUGGUCUGCUCUAUAUCUAAGCGAUGGGUGGGAAGGCUUAUUUGAUGGUGUACUGUAUGCUUGUGUUUCCCGUGGGCGACUCGAGUCGAGUUUUCAAUCUGCCUGUGGGGGGUGUGUGUGUGUGUGUGUGUGUGUGUGCAGCAAUCCGGAGGAAGUCCUGUGUGAAAGAUGCAUACAAGAGUGCAAUGGCCCCCGUCUCCUUUUACUUGAUUGCAGUUUGCCAUAAUUGCUUGAAUGCAUAUUAAUCCAGACAUACUCUGUGAGCUUGUGUGUUCGUGUGGCCGACCCUCCCUGUCUUUUGGGGUCCACUUUUUUUUUUCUCUUUCUUCCCCAAAAUUGUUACUUUUUCACAAUCUCAGCUCUCUAGGGUUGCAAAGCAUUCAUAAAAAUGAAUAUAAGGCUUGCACAGAUUUUUGUAUAAUUUUCGGUCUCAUAAUGAUGAACCGUAACCCCUGAAUUACCCAUGAUGCACCUGAACUGAUUCAGCACUGCCAAACAGGUGUGAGGGGAGUGUGUUCGUGACUAACCCCUAGUGGUUGACUGUGUACUGUGAUGAUCACUAAACAGAGCCCCUAUUGCAACUAUUAAUACAGAGCUGAGUCCGAGAUCCGGAGGCUUCUGUUCUGCGUUUUUCUAAGGCCUUGUUGCUGCAAUUUUGGACACACAUGGGAAAGCCCUCCUGUAUGUGUAUCUGAAGCCGAGUGGCGCUCUGAAAUAUGCACAGUGCACACUUGAAUUAUUCUCUGCCUGAGAACGAAGUGGUUAUGCACGCUACAGUCUGAGAGCUGAUUCACUUUUAUCUGCGUUGGUGCUUUAUUGCUGAAUGUUUGCUUGUGUAAAGAGAGAAAUAUGCAUUAGAUAUGAGUGAAGUCAUUUGUGAAGGUGAAGUGGGUUCAUACUGGUGAAUCGCAAAAAAACUGAGUUCGGGUCAUACAUCACAAAAUCGAAAGAAGGAAAUAUUUAAUUCUAUUUUUAGGACCUUUUUAAUGCACAUUUUCAUUUUUCAUCAGUGUAUCAAAAGUAAGUGAUAUGUCAUUUAAAUUGUACUUUUUUUUUUCUGCCGUUUUAAAUCAAAAUCACUGACCUGCACUAAUGAAUAUCAUUAUUUAGGAUAAUUGGAAUUGAAUUGAUUUUAUUUUUCCAUAUUGAUUUUGAGGUGUGAUGUGACCUGGACAUGUUUUUUGUGAGAUUCACUCCUUCAGGAUCCUGUACAGCUGAAGGAGGGCUAUAUGAUGAUGAUUUUGUAUUUGUGAGGGGGUGGGUCGAUGAAAACGGUGAUUGUUUAACGGGAGGCUUUAAGAGAUUACGGACUUGAUAUGAAAGAGCUUUCUUAAUUUUCUCCCAACAAAAGAAAAAAAAUAUUGUUUCUCACUAUGUUUUCUGGCUGGUCUUUUCUCAUGCUUUACAUCUUUGUGUAUCCUGACGUAUUAGUGCAAAACUUUGUUAUUUGGGGUCUUUUCCCCCUCACACCCUUCCCUCUUCAUUUUUCUUGUCUAGUUUUGAAUCUGUCUCCAGCAGUUGUGGAAAUGAUUGAGUGUGGAGAAAGGAAAAUGUCUUUCUUUUUGCUUUAUUGUCAUUAAUUCAGAAACUGUUUUUGUUGUAUGUACCAUGUGUAAGUAAAGGUUUUAAUACAGCA
Molecule: messenger RNA, 5631 nt
Organism: Cyprinus carpio (common carp)
Lineage: Eukaryota; Metazoa; Chordata; Actinopteri; Cypriniformes; Cyprinidae
Gene: rxrba
Product: retinoid x receptor, beta a
Biological process (GO): positive regulation of transcription by RNA polymerase II; retinoic acid receptor signaling pathway; response to retinoic acid
Cellular component (GO): nucleus; RNA polymerase II transcription regulator complex
Molecular function (GO): zinc ion binding; nuclear steroid receptor activity; retinoic acid-responsive element binding
Source: RefSeq, a predicted model, not a curated record